Molecule: messenger RNA, 1485 nt
Organism: Purpureocillium lilacinum
Lineage: Eukaryota; Fungi; Ascomycota; Sordariomycetes; Hypocreales; Ophiocordycipitaceae
Source: RefSeq, a predicted model, not a curated record
AUGGCACCUUGCACUCAUCUUUGGGGCUUGAGGGGCCUUCGAACCCGUGUAGUCACGGUUGGCUUUCGGCGCCUGUACUCGAGCAGCGUCACGAGCAAGCAGACACGAUUCUCCUACUUUCUGCCGGCGCACGCGGAGGAGGACCAUGGUCACAUAUUUUCCAAGCUCGAGGAAAGUGGCAUCUUGGACAACCCUGACGGGCAUGAUGCCGCGGUGAUCCUUGCCACCCCCAACUUUGCCAGGCAGCUGGAGAGCAGCGACGUGGUUGGGAGAUUCGCAAAGGCGCUCUCCGGGGCUUCUGGUGUUGGCCAUUUUCAUAUGCUCUGUGCGGUAGUGGACCAUGUGACGCCAGCGCUCGGCGAGUCGGGCAAGAUGCACGGCUUCUCCAUCCUCCGAGGGCGCCUGGACGAUACUCUCCCUGAGCUCUGGCUUCCGUCUCCGCCGAAGUCCAGAGAUGACGCGGAUUCCGUGUCCGCAUUGACCUUCAGCCUAGGCAGCCCCUGGGUCACUCUUCCUCUUGCCAGGACAACCUUUCACAACAACCGGGCGUCAACUCUCCUAACAUCCCGUUUCGACUUGACACAAGGCGCGCCGAAGCUCGCACAAAGUGGCGAGAAGCACUCGCAGCGUAUCAACGUGUCGCUCGAUGAGCCCCUGCAGUCCACUUCAGAGCUCGGUCUGUGGGCACCGCUGUCUCCGAUAACGCGUGCCCGAGUCGUUACGGAGAGUUUCGGAAACAUUAUCCGUGGCGUUGAAGUAGACGGCAAGUCACAGCCCGCGUCUACUGAGCUAGAAGACUCGGUCAACACAAUGUUCAAGUACAGGACGGCAGCGACAGGGCCCAUGGGCGUUUGGGCAAUGGUGUCCCCGGUAGCGGAACCGGACAACGCCCCCGAUCCGACGCCAAUCCUAGAAGGCAAGGGAGCCACGCGAGACGCCGUCGAGAUUACAGCAAAGUAUAUCGAACAGGAGUUUAGCUCUGGCGCGCACCUUUACCAAAUCUUGAGCGGUGGAGGAGGUUGGGGGCCUAAGAAGGGGCUUCUCUCGCUCGACCCGCAGCGGACGCACUUCUCUCUGUCCGAAGAGGAAGAGAUGGCCCGCUUCAUGCAGACCAUGGAGAAUUCUGGGUUUGCACCCACCGGGUCACAAAUCCAAUUCUUUAUCCCCGCGCAAGCUCCCACCGAGGACGUCUUGUCCACGUCGUCGGGCGUCAUCUUCGGUGUACCCGGAGAAACGGAAGCUUCAAAGGAUGCCGAUAUUCCGGCGGGCGGGUACCUGGUGGACGGCCAUUUUGGAGGACUGUCCAGCAAGGGUAUCUUUGUGUCUGGGCCCUCGAGCUCAGAAGCUGGGCUUACUGAAGAGUCCAAGCUGAGCGUUCCCAACUCACGGGUGUUUGCUGGUAGGGAGGACGGUGAAGGCGGCGGCUUCCUGGGAUUCCUAGGAGCCGGAGCGCUGGCGGAUGCGGGCACAGCUGCUCUGAUGUAG